AUGGUCCGGCAAACGACCUCUGUCAGGUCUUACGGUACAUGCGAAUCCGCACCUCACAUGGAGGACAGAGGUGAGGAUGCCGGGCUGCUGUACAUAGAGCCAAGGGCAACGUCAACGGACUGUUACGAUGACGAGAAUGAUACUAAUGCCAAUAUCGAUGGUCGAGAUCCCACACGAGGGAGUGGAUACAGUUCCGCGUCUUCGGAUUCCAUGCAGGAGGGUGUGCGGAAAAUAGAGGCUAUUAGCAAAACGUGGACGAAGAAGUCGUUAAUAGUGGCUUAUACUGGAAUAUUCUUGAUGGCAUUUUCUACCUCUCUGGAAGGCCAGACGGUUCUGUCCUUAUCCGCCUAUGCAACCAGCUCGUUUAGCAAACAUUCGUUGAUAUCGACGGUAAUGGUUGUCCAGAAUGUGGUGAACGCCGUUGUGAAACCCCCAAUGGCCAAGGUCGCCGAUGUUUUCGGUCGAUUCGAAGCGUUUUGCAUAGCUGUCUCUAUUUACGUCCUGGGAUAUGUCCAAAUGGCAGCUUCGACUGACGUGCAGACGUACGCAUCCGCACAGAUAUUUUAUUCCGCCGGUUCAACAGGACUGCAAAUUCUUCAACAAGUCUUCAUUGCGGACACAAGUUCUCUACUCAACCGAGCCCUUUUCUCCAGCCUUCCCGACUUACCUUUCUUGGUCACUGUGUGGAUUGGGCCCAUGAUUGCCGCUGCUAUUCUCCGGGAAACCAGCUGGCGUUGGGGAUAUGGGAUCUGGACAAUCAUCCUACCCGUAGCAUUUCUUCCGCUUGGGUUGGCUCUGUUUGUAAACCAGAGAAAGGCCAAACAGUUAAACCUCCUCAAGCCAAAGCCUUGGAAAGGACGGAGCUUCACUAGUAUCGUCAGAAAGACUUGGUACGACCUGGACGUAUUUGGCCUUCUGCUUCUAUCCGCGGGACUGGCUCUGAUUUUGAUUCCCGUAACGCUGGCGGCAAAUGCGAAGAACAAGUGGAAAAACAACAGUAUCAUUGCCAUGGUCGUCGUUGGUGGUGUCUGUCUUCUGGUGUUUCCUCUGUGGGAAUCUUUAAAGCGGGUGGCGCCGCAUCCACUCCUCUCUCUUCAUCUCCUCAAGCAGAGAACGGCCCUCGCCGGCUGUGCCCUUGCAUUCUUCUAUUUCAUGGCAUUCUACAGCUCCGUCCAACCAUACCUCUACUCAUACCUCCAAGUCGUCCAAGACCAAUCCGUCACCACCGCCGGCCGAGUAACGCAAACCUUCUCCUUCACCUCAACAAUCGCCGCUGUAUCCAUCUCCUUCGUCAUCAGAGCAACAAGGCGCUACCGCAUCUUCGUAACCAGCGGCUGCUGCAUCUACAUCUUCGGCCUCUUCCUCAUGCUCUUCUGCAACAAGCCAGGAGCAUCCGUCCCCUCCACCUUCGCCAUCCAAACAAUCAUAGGCCUGGGCGCCGGCUUCCUUAACGUCCCCGUCCAACUGGGCGUCCAAGCAUCCGCAAAACACCAAGAAGUCGCCGCUGCAACUGCCAUGUUCCUCACGUGUCUUGAGAUGGGUGGCGCGGUGGGUUCGGCUAUCUCGGGCGCUGUAUGGACUAGUUCCAUCCCCAAGAAGCUCGCCCUGUACCUCCCCGAGGAGAGUCGGGGAGAUGCAGAGGAAAUCUUCGGUAAACUUACCAAGGCCCUUUCGUACCCGCUUGGCUCUGCGACGCGGAUCGCUAUCAAUCGUGCGUAUGAUGAGACAUUUCAUAGGCUGCUGGUGAUUGCGCUUUGCAUGGCGAUUCCGAUAAUUCCUCUUAGUCUGCUUAUGACGAAUUAUAGAUUGGAUAAGAUGGACACUCGCCCAAAGGUCGAAAGCAUAGGCGAUGGUGAAGGUGAGGGCCUGAUUUCCCGUCCCUCCCACGACGAAAGUCCCGAUCGCAGCUCGCGGUUUCGAAGGCAUUUUGCGUGA
This is a messenger RNA of Paracoccidioides brasiliensis Pb18, 1935 nucleotides long. RefSeq lists its product as uncharacterized. Gene Ontology annotation, molecular function: siderophore-iron transmembrane transporter activity. Bases 1 to 1935 code for a protein of 644 amino acids. The record is from RefSeq and is a predicted model, not a curated record. The transcript is spliced from 5 exons. Gene Ontology annotation, biological process: siderophore transmembrane transport.